CACGGGCACGCAGAGUCCAGCAUUCUAAAAAAAAGCCUCCUACUUGGGAAUCUUGCUCCAGCGCACGCCGGCCGGAUUGCCGGCCUCCCGCCGACGGCGCACCGCAGGAAGAGAGAACCGCAGCGAGAGAUCAGCUCGGCUCGGCUGAGGAUUUGCAGAGGGCGGCCAUGGAGGAGGCGGAAGCUCCUCUCCCCUUCCCCACGGAGAAGCUCUCCAUGGAUCCAAAUCGGGAUGGGGGAAGCCGAGGCGGCGUUGUGCUGGUGGCCACCGGCAGCUUCAAUCCCCCCACCUACAUGCACCUGCGCAUGUUCGAGUUGGCGAAGGAUGAGUUGCAGCAGCGAGGGUACUGUGUUUUGGGUGGGUACAUGUCCCCGGUGAACGAUGCGUAUAAGAAGAAGGACCUCUUGCCCGCUGCUCACCGGGUUCGCCUCUGCGAAUUGGCGUGUGGAAGCUCAUCUUUUGUGAUGGUUGAUCCGUGGGAGGCAAUGCAGAAAGGUUAUCAGCGCACCUUGACCGUUCUCUCGAGGGUUGCGAAUUCUCUGUGCAAGGACAGCUUAGCUGAUCAAGGUGAUGUCAGGGUAAUGCUGUUAUGUGGUUCUGACCUUCUGGAGUCAUUCAGCACGCCAGGGGUUUGGAUUCCAGAUCAGGUCAGGGCCAUAUGUAAAGACUUUGGUGUUGUUUGUAUACGUAGGGAAGGAAAAGAUGUUCAAAAGCUAAUAUCCAGCAGCGAGACACUGCAAGAAUGCAGGGAUAACAUCAUUUCGGUUGAUGAGAUUGUGCCAAAUCAGAUCAGUUCAUCUAGAGUAAGAGAAUGUAUAAGAAAACAUCUCUCAAUAAAGUAUCUUACUUGCGAUGAAGUAAUCGAGUACAUUAGAGAGCACAAACUUUACAUGGAAACAGAAGAGGGUGAUACCAAAUCAUGACAAUGUUGCAAGCCUUUUGAAACGACCAUGUAGCAAGGACUGACACCUUGGGCAUCGAUGUUAUGAUACAAUCUGAACUAUCAGCGACGAGCUACGAUUAUCUGAAGUAAAAGGGCCUGACUGCCUUAUUAUUAUUAGCAUCAUGACUGGAUGUAAAUGUAUGGAGACCAGUAUGCCAUACACAAUAUUUACUAGUAGAAGGUUCUUGAAUCUUCCUCACAUUGUUGUCAAUGUAUCAGUCUUUCGACCAACAGAAUAUAUUGCUAAUAAAGCAUUUAUAUGACA
Molecule: messenger RNA, 1208 nt
Organism: Triticum aestivum (bread wheat)
Lineage: Eukaryota; Viridiplantae; Streptophyta; Magnoliopsida; Poales; Poaceae
Product: nicotinamide/nicotinic acid mononucleotide adenylyltransferase
Exons: 10
Coding region: 168-923 (251 amino acids)
Biological process (GO): NAD+ biosynthetic process
Molecular function (GO): nicotinate-nucleotide adenylyltransferase activity; nicotinamide-nucleotide adenylyltransferase activity
Source: RefSeq, a predicted model, not a curated record